Molecule: messenger RNA, 1465 nt
Organism: Vigna radiata var. radiata (mung bean)
Lineage: Eukaryota; Viridiplantae; Streptophyta; Magnoliopsida; Fabales; Fabaceae
Product: TMV resistance protein N-like
Exons: 2
Biological process (GO): defense response
Molecular function (GO): ADP binding
Source: RefSeq, a predicted model, not a curated record
UCAAAAGGGCUUGUUGGAAUUGAUAAAAGAAUUGCAGAUGUAGAAUCAUUGAUACACAGAGAGUCAGAAAAAGCCCGUCUAAUUGGACUUUGGGGUAUGGGNGGUAUUGGCAAGACAACCCUUGCAGAAGAAGUAUAUAACAAACUACGGUNUAAAUAUGAAGGUUGUUAUUUUUUGGCCAAUGUAAGAGAACAGUUAAGCAGACANGGAAAAGNUUNUUUGAGGAAUGNAAUUUUUUCNGCACUNUUGUUAAGAGAUGUGAAAAUUGACACGCCAAAUUCACUGCCAGAAUAUAUUGUUAGGAGAAUUNGUCNAAUGAAGGUUCUCAUUGUUCUUGAUGAUGUGAAUGAUUCAGAUCACAUAGNAGAUCUNUUAGGAGNUCNUGACAANUUUGGAUCAGGCAGUAGCAUAAUUGUAACAACCAGAGAUGAGCAAGUGCUUAAAGCUAANNAAGCUGAUGAGAUAUACCAUCUUAGAGAAUUCACUUCGGAUGAAGCUCUUGAACUUUUCAAUCUGAAUGCCUUUAACCAAAGUGUUCAUCAAAGGCAGUACGAUAAACUCUCAAAAAGGAUUGUUCAAUAUGCCAAAGGGCUUCCACUAAUUCUGAAAGUUUUGGCUCAUCGACUAAAUGGAAAGAAUGAGGAAAUAUGGGAGAGUGAGCUAGACAAGCUUAAAAAAGUACCUCCUACAAAAGUUUAUGAUGUUAUAAAGCUGAGUUAUGAUGAUUUAGAUCGCAAAGAGAAACAGAUUUUUCUUGAUCUUGCAUGUUUUCUUUGCAUAUCAUUUGCGAAGAUAACCAUUGGCUAUCUGAAAUAUUUACUGAAAGAUGAUGAAAGAGAUAAUUCAGUGGUUGUUUCACUAGAAAGACUUAAAGAUAAAGCUCUUAUAACAUUUUCCAAAGAUAAUGUUGUAUGUAUGCAUGACAGUAUAAAAGAAAUGGCUUGGGAGAUUGUUCGACAAGAGUCUCCUGAAGACCCUGGGAACCGCAGCCGGUUGUGGGAUCCUGAAGACAUUUAUAAAGCUUUUAAAAAUGAUAAGGUUAGUGAAGCCAUUAGAAGCAUACAAAUUAACUUGUUAACACUGAAGGGGCAAAAGUUAGAGCCGCACAUUGCUAAGAUGAGCAGACUAAGAUUCGUGGAAAUAUAUGGGGAAACAUAUUCCUUUAUUCGCUACCUUCGGGAAAGAUAUUUCUAUAAUAGCUACAAUGGGGAAAGAUAUUCCUAUAAUCGCUACAAUGGGGAAAGAUGUUCCUAUAAUCGCUGCAGACAUCCUAGUGCUGAAGGGCAAGGAUUUCAAUUUUCGGCAACUGAAACUAGAUUUCUUCUUUGGGAAUGUUACCCUCUAAAAUCCUUGCCAGACAAUUUUUCUGGUGAAAANCUUGUGAUAUUGAAAUUGGUAUUGGGUAGAAUGGAAAAACUUUGGGAUGGAGUGAAGGUAAAUAUGAGUCUCAUAAUUCUUUGCUAAU